Messenger RNA from Abrus precatorius (Indian licorice), 1692 nucleotides. RefSeq names its product kinesin-like protein KIN-4C. Lineage: Eukaryota; Viridiplantae; Streptophyta; Magnoliopsida; Fabales; Fabaceae. Gene Ontology annotation, biological process: mitotic spindle organization; microtubule-based movement. The record is from RefSeq and is a predicted model, not a curated record. The coding region runs from base 1 to 1692 and encodes 563 amino acids. Gene Ontology annotation, molecular function: microtubule motor activity. The transcript has 12 exons.
AUGAAGAAGACGAAUCGCCGAUCGAAGCAAUCGAGCCCCAUCGAUGCCUCAGCUUCCGACCCAAACGAAAAGCAAGUUUACGAGGAGAGAAUUCGCGAGCUCGAGCGAGAAAAUAAAGCUUAUCAGAUAGAGAUUGCUGAAUUAAGGCAAAAACAUGGGAAUCAUUCUUCGGCUUCCAACAAUGGAGUUGAAAAGCUCAAAGAGGAGUAUCUCCAGAAACUCAACUUACUUGAAGAACAGGUUACUGAAUUGAAGAAAAAAUUGGGUACUCAAUCCCAAUUUUCAACCCAAAGGAAAAGAGUCGAUGAAUCAACUAGGCAGUUGCAAUUUGAGAUUCAGAGUUUGAAGGCUCAGAAGGUUCAACUGCAAUGUAAGAUCAAGUUAGAGUCUGUGCAAUUCAGAUUAUGCAAGGCCUUACUUGAAAAAGAAGUUCUUCAGCUUAAGAAAGAGGGAAGGAGGAAUGAAAUCAAGACCCAAAGUUUGCUGGCUUCGAAUGAGAGGCUUAAAAUGGUAUUACAGCGGAAAACAGAGGAAGCUUCUGCUGCUACUAAACGUCUAGGAGACAUGAUAGCAGCUCGAAAAGCUAUAUCACAUAGAUCAGCAGGUGCUAGAAAUAGAAACGGUCAACUAAUUCAGGAUGCUGAGCAUGAACUUGAAGUCACAAGUCAGUUACACAAGUUAUGUUCCCAAUAUGAAUCCAAAAUGGAAAAGAUGGCUGAAGAAAUUGUGCAGCUGAAGGAAGAAAUUGAGAUGCAUAGGCAGGGAAAUUCAAGGUCUCAGGUACAGGAGGAAGACUGUGACGGCCUGAAGAAGGAUUUUGAUAUCCAAGAUUUAAAGGAACAAAUAAACAGCCUUGGUUGUCUAUUCGGAGAAUUACAAUCGCGGAAGGAGAAGGUUGAUUUCAAGGAUAAGAAACAGGUUUGGGCCGUUGACAUCGAAUUAGAGGACCUGGGUCACUCUCCUCUUCUCUCCGAAGAGAGUGACGACAAGAUAAAGAUGGUUACACCCGAAGUGAGCAGUGUUAGUGAAAAUAAUACUAAGAAGGUGAGAACAGCUGAAGGGCUUUGCUGCUCGUGUAGUAAGAAGUCCCUGUGCAAGACUACCAAAUGCAUAUGCCGAUCCUCUGGUGGGAGCUGCGGAGCAUCGUGCGGCUGCACACGUUUUAAGUGCACAAAUAGGGAACCAAACCAAUUGGCAGAAAAUGAAUCACUAAAAUCAGAUAAUACAGAAUGCUCUACGGACGCUUCAGCUGCAGACAAAGAUGGAAAUACAAUCGCAUCUGAAUGUGCUAAACUACUCCAGAGUGCGCUUGUUCAGAAACCUGCUAGUUGCAGAGACAACCCGGGGCCCAUAAAGAAGCCGUUAUGUGACAUUCAGAACUCACUGGGUAAUUUGGAUGAUCAAAGGCUAGGCAAGAAGAAGAAAGUGCAGAAACCAGUAAUUCGGCUUGUUACCACGGAUCCGAUGUCUUCGUCGCCAGAACAUAGCAGCAGUACCGAGACAUAUAAAAUUGAAACUCAGGGAAAUAAUCCGAUGAGGUUGGACAGGGUGACAAAACCAGCUAUAGAGAGCCAUUCUAGCCAGCCAAAUGAAUUGGCGACAUCCAUUAGUGACGCAGCUGGUUUUCGUCUCUUAAGAAACUCAACACGACUGGCCAAAUCUUUUGUCGGGAAGGAGGACCGUUUCAUUUAA